Paralichthys olivaceus (Japanese flounder) is the source of this 2915-nucleotide messenger RNA. NCBI's taxonomy places the organism in Eukaryota, Metazoa, Chordata, Actinopteri, Pleuronectiformes, Paralichthyidae. The record is from RefSeq and is a predicted model, not a curated record.
AUCUAACAAACACAUGAUUUCCUGAGCUCUGGGGGUUUGUAAACGUCACGGUCCUUCAGCUCAGAGCAGCCGGGGACAUGAGCGGCUCAUUCGCGUCUCUGCGGCGCUGUUUUCAGCCCUGUUGAGGGGACCGCGGCCUAGCUGCGGCGCGCAGCCUCGGGCUUUCCUCGGCCGCUCAUGCCGGCCGGCGGAGGGCUCGCUCGGCGGGGCGGAUCCGGGCUCCUGGAAAGAUUGGGGACUGGGAAGCAGAGGAGGGAAAGUGAACGGAGAGGGGGUCGUUAUCCUGCCUUCAUGGUGUCAGUGACAUCCUGUGACAAGCAAACGUGUUGACAAAAGGACCAACUAUGGCUUUUGAGGAGAUCAAGAGUAAAGGAGGAAUGGAUGUGGGGAUGGAGGGAGACAGGGGCCUUGUUGCCGGUCGCAGCCAGAGAGAGAAGAGGAGGUCAUACAAGGAUCUGCUGAGGGAGGAGGAGGAGAUUGCUGCUCAGGUCCGAAAGUCUUCCAAGAAACGACCCAAGGAUUCAGAACUUUUCAUGCUGGGAGGGGACUCGCAUAAAAAGAAGAAGAAACAUAGCGAUGAGUACUAUUACAGAGACCACGAUGGUUCCGGCCCACCUCCUCACAAGAAAAAGCACAAGUCUGCAGACCGUUCUCCGACCCUGUCUUCCCCGUCAUCCUCCCACCCGACAGACACAGCGAUGGGCCUCCUUCAGGCCAUCACCUCUCCCUUGGCGACAGGUUCGGACCCCAGCCCCCAUUUACACAAGAAACCCUCCUAUCCCGCCCUCUCCUCACAUUCCUCCAAGGACCGCAAACGUGAGGGCAGCAGUGGUAGUGGAAGCAAAGGAAGCCACUCCCUCUCUCACUCGCGCCCUGUGUCUUCCUCGUCCUCUUCUUCCAAGAAGCACUCCUCCUCUUCUUCAAAGUCGUCUCUGUUCCACGGUGGAGCUCCCAAAGAGGAGCCGCUGACGUUGCGGGAGGCAGACGGGCUGAAGAUGAAGCUCAUCAUGUCGCCAGAGAAGGAGGAAGGGGAGAGCUUCCCGUUCACACCCCACUCGUCCAAAGGAGGCGUGAAGAAGGAGAAGGAGAGAGACAGGACGCAGCUCUCAAAGUCGUCCAAGAAGAAGCUGCAGCAGAGUCGAGAUCCACUGCCUGUGGUGGGAAAAGAGGUGGAGGUGGAAGGUCAUUAUGGAGGUGGCAUGGGAGAUGACAGUUCUUCAUCUGGGGGUGAGCUGGAGGCAGGAGAGUUGGUUAUAGAUGACACAUACACACAUCUGUCAAAAAAGAAGAAGAAGAGCAAGAAAAGCAAGAAGAAAAAAGACAAGGAGAAGGACAGAGAUAAGGAUAAAAGCGGGAAAGACAAGAAGCACAGCAAGGGAUUUGGAGACUCCUCAAAGGGCCACGCCCACAGCCACUCCCAUCCCACUGUCACUCACAGUGCUGUCGGUCCAAUGUACGCUAUGGGCGCACCCGUCCCUCCGCACCACCAUCAGGGCAGUGACGGAAUAACAGAAAAGAAGAAGAAGAAAGAGGAGAAAGAUAGAGAAAAGCAUGAGAAAGAUAAAGAGAAGCCCAAGAAGAAGAACACAACAGCCUAUCAGGUGUUUUGUAAAGAGUACCGGGUCAACAUCAACGCCGAGCAGCCAGGACUAGUCUUUGGCGAGCUGAGCAAGAAGUUGGCAGAGGUGUGGAAGGCGAUGCCCGAGAAAGACAAACUCGUCUGGAGGCAGAAAGCUCAGUAUCUGCAGCACAAACAGAACAAAGCUGAGGCCACAACGAUCAAACACAAGAGCUCCACCGAGAGCAAAAGCAAAGGUAUUUUUAACCCGGCGCUCUCGACUCUUUGUCCUUUCACCGCUGCAUCUCGUUACAGACGUCUUUCAUCUGUUGUUCCUUUGAUAAAAGUUGUAGCACCAGGAACCGGGAUGGUGUCUCCAAGCAGAGCCCCCGGCACCUUGUCCCUGUCCCCUGCGCGAAUCCCAGAUGUUGAUCCCAUCGAUGCAGCAGCUCACCUGCAGCUACUAGGGGAGUCCCUGUCCCUGAUCGGGCAUCGACUACAGGAAACAGAAGGGAUGGUGGCCGUGUCCGGGAGUCUGUCUGUACUUCUGGACUCCAUCUUGUGUGCGCUGGGGCCGCUGACCUGUCUCACAGCACAGAUACCGCAGUUAAACGGCUGUCCUCGAAACGUCCUGUCGAACACGUUGGACAACAUCGCCUACAUCAUGCCGGGACUGUGAGUGAAGGAUGACAAUCAGCGUGGAGCGAUUGGUCAGCCAGAGCCAGCAGUCGUGACAGGAUUGGUUCCUGUUACAGGACUGACCCUCGGACUUUAAUUUAAAGCCGCUGCCCGGCAUCUGAAAACUUGGAUAUUUCUAGUGUCAUAUUUUUUAAAGUGUAUUUUUAAAAAAAAAAAGGAACAUCAUUCUUUUAAUUUUGUAAUUGUCAUAUUUUUUUAAAUGAAGCAUUUUACUGGACAUCUUAAUCCUUCCUGGCGUAUCGUCUUAGUUCCGCAGUUACUGUACAGUUGUAUGAAUGUGUGUGUGACGUAUGCAAGGUGCUGAAUGUGUGUAGCUGUAAAGUGGGUGUGACGGAUGAGUUUUCUUGUAGCUGUUUUUUUUUUUUUACUGAAAUGUACAGGAACAUUGUAGUUGAUCUUUUGCUCAUCAUCAACAGACAUAAUAUAUUUAACACCUGAUUAUUUUUUCUUUUACCAUGUAAAAAAGUACUGUUAUGCCUUAUUUGCUUGUUUUAUAGAUUUGAUAUUUUACUGUUCUUACAGUGUUUAGGUUUUGUCUGUACUGUAGAGUUUCAGAAAUGAUAGAAAACACCUUGUUCUAAAAAGAGCUGCUCGAGCAGCUCACUGUCAGAGCUUCAGACCCACAACAGUGGCCACAUUAAAUCAUGAUCUGAUCAGA